AUGCUUAAUGUUAUCUCUGUUUUACACAAAAGAGCCUUUUUAAAAAAACAAGCGGAAUAUUUCUUCCCAUACUGUAGUAAUAUAAAUAGACAUCUUUCAUAUAAUAUGGAAACAAUUAUAAUAAAAGGGACGAGGAAGGCACCCAGAUGUUAUACAACGCUAUCAGAAGAAGCUGUAAAGGCUAUAACAAAUCUGAAAGAAGUUGUAAAAAAACCUGAUAAAAAAAAAAAAAAUAUUACAAGAGAAACUCUUAAAAAUUGUCAGGGUCAUAAAAGACGAUUUAAAUUAUUUGGUGAUAGAGAAGAAUUUCAUAAUAUUGACAGAGAUAAAAAUAAUCUGAUAAUAGAACCUACUGAUUCAUUCCGUGCUGUUAUUACAACUUCUAAAAAUAAUGUACAUGUUCAGGUUGUUAACAAAAGUAAAAACUACAAAACUGUUUUUGGUUCCUUUGCUGGAAAUGUCGGAUUUACAAAAACAUUACAACAAAGUGAAAGAUGUGCUUAUAGGAUAGGAGAAAAUAUAGCUAAAAAAUGUAGAAGGCUUGGUAUUUUUAGUAUAGAUAUAAAAUUUCGAAGAAUUAUGCGAGUCGAAACUGUUUUACAAGCCAUGUAUGCCAAUAACUUGAAUAUUACACAAAUUAUUCAUGAACCUAGAUUGCCGAAAUGUGGAUUAAAUGCAUCCAAGCCGCGGAAGAGAAGGCGUGUCUAA
This is a messenger RNA of Plasmodium gonderi, 708 nucleotides long. Its product is annotated as ribosomal protein S11. The coding region runs from base 1 to 708 and encodes 235 amino acids. NCBI's taxonomy places the organism in Eukaryota, Apicomplexa, Aconoidasida, Haemosporida, Plasmodiidae. Gene Ontology annotation, molecular function: structural constituent of ribosome. The transcript has a single exon. The record is from RefSeq and is a predicted model, not a curated record. Gene Ontology annotation, biological process: translation. Gene Ontology annotation, cellular component: ribosome.